GACGCGCUUAGUCAGUCUGUGUGGAGACGCGGCGGGAGUAACAUCUAAUGGAGUGGAUACUGUUGUGUAUUUGAUGGACUAGGAUAGCAGAGAUGGUAACGGUGGACUUCAAUGAGACAAACCUGAUAUCUCCGGAGGAGAUAGAGUGUAUGCUGAUCUUCCACCAGGAGUCGCUUGAGCAGGCCCCCCAUCCCCCACCCCCCGGGUACUGCCCCCGAGUCUGGGACUACGUGUUGUGUUGGCCCCCCACCCCCGGCGCCACCCUAGCCCACAUACCGUGCUUUCCUGAGCUCAACGGCAUCAAGUACGAUACCACCAAGAAUGCUACUCGCCUAUGUCACUCCAACGGCACCUGGGAUGACUACACCGACUUCUCCGCCUGUGCCGCCUUCCCCGCUAUGGAGUCGAGCCUGCCCAAGCUCCUGUCCCCGGUGGAGAUCACCACGAUCCUCUACAUCACCGGGUACACGCUCUCCCUCGUCGCGCUCUCCGCUGCCGUCUUCAUCUUCAUCUACUUCAAAGAUCUGCGAUGUCUGCGGAACACAAUCCAUACCAAUCUGAUGGCCACUUACAUUCUGUCGGAUACGGUCUGGAUGCUCACACACCCUAUCCAGAUGUACCAAAGCAACGAGGGUACCCUGGGUCAGGAAUGUACCAUCGCUAUACUAACCCUCAACAUCAUCCUCCACUACCUGUACCUGACCAACUUCUUCUGGAUGUUCGUUGAGGGCUUAUACCUGUAUAUGUUGGUGGUGAAGACAUUUGCAAGGCAGAACCUGAAGCUUAGAGGAUAUGCGACAAUUGGGUGGGGGGCUCCACUGAUAGUGAUGGUGAUUUGGAUAGCGGUCAAGAGUUUCAUCACCAACAACGUCCACUCCGAAUCGCGUUUAGAGGCCCGUUUGAUCUCUGCUAUGAUGCCGCAGUGCUCGCUGCUCAUGCCAGAUCUUUACGAUUGGAUCUACCAAGGGCCCAUGCUCUUCGUGUUGCUCCUCAACAUCGUCUUCCUCUCUAGUAUCAUGUGGGUCCUGAUCACAAAGCUGAGAGCUGCCACUAACGCAGAGACUCAGCAGUAUCGCAAGGCCACUAAAGCUCUGUUGGUGUUGAUCCCACUGCUAGGAGUGACCUAUAUUCUCUUCAUCGAUGCUCCCACAGAGGAUCACAUAGCGAGCGUGUACCACAAUGUGCGAGCUGUCCUGUUAUCCACUCAGGGAUUCCUGGUUGCUUUACUCUACUGCUUCCUCAACAGCGAGGUCCAGAACACCUUCAGACACCAUCUGGCGCAAUGGAAGGAAGCUCGAGACAUAGGGAUGGGUCCUCGCUACUCCACCAGCAAAGAGUGGUCCCCCAGUACCCAACAGGAGAGUAUGAGACUGUUCCCGACCAAGUUCUUCCAGCGCAAACGACAGAUGAGUGUGAGCGAGGCGACCACCAUGACUUUGCUGGGGCACAGCGUCCGGCAAGGCAGCAACGUGGAGGCUGGGGACACGCGGAGUGAGAAUGUUCUCUAGCCGAAGUACCUGCAGUCAGAAGACCAACCCUAGUCGGGUGCUCAUCGCACAAGAACGAGUUGGGCGCUGAUGAAUAUGGUGAAAUCAGCACUCUUCUGUCCAACUACUGGACGAUUCUGGUGAUCUGUGUUCAAAAGCACCAAUACUGAGAACUGUUUUGUACAUUUCUUGAUGUGUCGAGGUGGCAUGAUGAUUGAUGACAGUGUAAAACGAAAGACACCUUCAGCAUAUCGCCUGUGCUGUAGCCAUUCUACAAUUUUUAUUUGUUUACAUUAACGCAUUGCAAGAUGACUGAAGAUCUGGUAAAUGAAGAAGAACAGUAGGCGGGACUUUUGCGUUAUACGACCUCAUUUCUUUAAACGUUUCCUACGUUUAAUAAGAUUGUUUCGCUGAUGCAUUAAUUCUAUGAACACAUUUUUAGACCCGUAUUACAUCAAUACAUGAAAGUAGGUAAGCAGUAAUCAGUGAGCGGCGACCAGUAAUCAUUGUUCCUUAUCUUAUCGCAAAAUCCGGUUUUAUCUGGUAUUGGCGCAGGUCCUGGUCUACCUAUGCAGUCGCAGUGUCUUGUUGUACCUAACCUGACCUAACCUAACCUAUAACCUAACCUAACCUUCUUUAAACGUAGAAAACGUUUAAAGAAAUUAGGUCGUAUAACGCAAAAGACCUCAGUAGACUAGCCUAUCACAAGAUGCACACGUGAGAUAAUAAGUCGUCAUAAGUUACCAUUUUUAAAAACCUCUAUUUUAAACCAAAAUCAAUCAAUUAUUUCAUUGAUUGGUUGUGAAAUUUACAAUGAUUGCACAAGAGUUUCCCAAUAACACUUGGAAUUGAUGUUCUAACGUGAAAAAUUGUGGUUGGCAGUGGAAAGACAUUGUGUAUAUUAAUUAUCAUGCAUGUUUUAUCUCGUGGAUAUAGAUGCAUCUCUAAAUACAGCCUUAUGUAUAUGAAACCGUUAUUUUUUGUGGACAUCACUUCUACACUGUUUUUUUUUUCAGUGAACAUACACCUGUUACACAAAACUGUUUUAUUUGGCAUUGGCAUGGAGGUUGUUAUGGUUGACAUAGACUAAUGUAAAUUUCUGAGAUAUCGUUUUCGCGUUAUUGUCACAUCUAGACAGUGGCGUAACUAGGACUUUGCUUUGGAGGGAUGAAUUUCAUUGAAGAGCGAACCACACUGAGUAGUUUGUAUUAAAUCUGAAUAAAUAUAAUUUUAAAUAAAUUAGAUAGCCUAGUCCAAAAUGAAAUAUUUCAAUUCAACAACAUUUUGAUCAAAAGAGAUUUAUUUUACAUUUUUAUUUUUAAAGAUUUUAGGAUUUUUAUGGGGGAGAGUUUCUAUGCCCCUCAUUCCCCCCUAUAGUUACGCCACUGCGUCCAGAUAUCCCGUAUUCGAUGUAACUAGUGUUAUAUAUUACGUAAGUAUUUUGCUACCAAAGAUAUUUAUAAUUAGUCUUGAUUUACAGAUGAAUAUCAAAUAAUUAUUAUGUUGAAAAUGUAUAUAAGUAAUGGUAUGUGUUAGAUUCUGGCCGGAAAUUUUCAAAAUGAAAUUUUGUUGUAUAAAAUUGGAUCUAGUCAUCUUUGUAAACAAAACUAGCUGUCUUUAUAUUGUUCAAUUUCAUAAAACUACGAAUAGUUUUUUGAAUUUAAUAAUUAGUGAAAAUAAAACGUAAUCAUUACCCAAGUGAUGAUUGUGUUAUUUUCAAUAACAAUAUUAUUCAUAAAAUAGUAAAAUUGUUUGCAAAACGAUGAAAAACAUUUUGUAACAACUCAAACUAACGCCUUAGCCUAUAUAUAUGGAGUAACCAGGCUCUAAAAGUUAAGUCUCAGUAAUUGUAAACAUUAUUAAAUUUAUAAGUUAUGAAUGGUAGCAAGUACGUAGCCAGCAAGGGGGUCUGACCCUCUUUAAAUUUUAAAAUUUUUCAUUUACUUUUUUAGCAAACGAUUAUUGUUAUUUAAAUAAUUCAGUAUUAUUGACAUGUACUGCCAAAAGAUCGUUUUGAACAUUGAAACGGGUCAAGAAUUUUUUAAAGAACACAAUGGAGAAUGAGCUGUUGACUGCACUUACCUUACUUUCUGUCCACUGCAGAAAAAUAUCAGUCAUCUUAAACUCCCUAAAGUUUUUUUUCCGGCUACGUUCUUGAAUGACAGUAUAAGUACGAGUACACAAUAUAACAGACAUAUGUUACAUUCAUUUGGUUAAAAACCGUGUUAUUCAUAUUAUUUCAAACUCGAUGUUAUGUUCAAUAACGUUAUAAGUACACGUAACUAGUGAUGGGAGAAUCGAAUAGUAUUCGAAUACAGCCAGAGUAUUCACAUAUUCGAAUACAUCAAAAUGAAUUCGAAUACUUUGGAAAUGAAUACAAUUUCUCUGGAAGAAUUGAAUUCA
Molecule: messenger RNA, 3890 nt
Organism: Homalodisca vitripennis (glassy-winged sharpshooter)
Lineage: Eukaryota; Metazoa; Arthropoda; Insecta; Hemiptera; Cicadellidae
Product: diuretic hormone receptor-like
Exons: 12
Coding region: 93-1508 (471 amino acids)
Biological process (GO): adenylate cyclase-modulating G protein-coupled receptor signaling pathway; cell surface receptor signaling pathway
Cellular component (GO): plasma membrane
Molecular function (GO): G protein-coupled peptide receptor activity; peptide hormone binding; diuretic hormone receptor activity
Source: RefSeq, a predicted model, not a curated record